Molecule: messenger RNA, 1994 nt
Organism: Hyla sarda
Lineage: Eukaryota; Metazoa; Chordata; Amphibia; Anura; Hylidae
Product: complement C5-like
Molecular function (GO): endopeptidase inhibitor activity
Source: RefSeq, a predicted model, not a curated record
GAUACCUGGGAGGAGAGGCUGCGAUACCUGAGAGGAGAGGCUGCGAUACCUGAGAGGAGAGGCUGCGAUACCUGAGAGGAGAGGCUGCGAUACCUGAGAGGAGAGGCUGCGACACCCGGGAGAGGCUGCGAUACCUGAUCGGGCACCAUGAUCCUCGUCCUCUCCGCCAUCCUUCUCUCGCUCUCCGGUCGGGGCCGCUGCCAGGAACAGACGUAUCUUGUGAUGGGCCCCCGGGUUUGGCGGGUCGGCGCUCAGGAGACGGUGGUGGUUCAGGGCUUUGGACAUGAAGAGAAUCUCCCCAUCCGAAUCUCGCUGCUUAGUUACCCUGACAAAAAGACGAAGUUCUCCUUCCAGCACCUGGAGCUGAGCAAAGCCAACAACUUCCAGGGGCUGGUGACCCUCCAGCUACAACCUAAGGAUAUCCUCUGGAAGGAGGGCGUCGCGCAGUUUGUAUAUCUAGAGGCGCAGUCUAAGUCGUUCACCAAGGAGGAGCGCAUUCCAGUCACUCAUCGCAACGGCUUCCUCUUCAUCCAGAGCGACAAACCGGUGUACACCCCUGACCAGUCCGUGAAGGUGCGGGUCUACUCCAUGGAUGAAGAACUAAGACCGGCGCGAAGAGCGGUGACCCUCACCUUCAAGGAUCCAGAUGAGGUGAAGAUGGACGCCAUCACCCAGCAGGAUGCCACCGGCAUCAUCUCCUUCCCCGACUUCAAGAUUCCAGCCAACCCCAAAUUUGGGACGUGGAAGAUUGAAGCCGCCUACGAGGCAGAUUACACAACAUCCACGGCAGCUGUGUUUGAAGUGAAGGAAUACGUUCUGCCCCGAUUCUUCGUCACCGUAGAACCGCAACAGAACUUCAUAUCGUAUGAGACGUUCAGGGAAUUCACAGUCACUGUGAGAGCAAAUUAUUAUUAUGCUAAAAAACUGGAGCAGGCGCAAGUCUUCAUCCGCUAUGGGCUAAUAGAAGAGGGCGAGAGGAGGAUGAUGCCCAAAUCCAUCGAUGUGAUGACGAUGAUUAAUGGAGAAGCGGUGUUCCGGUUUAACAGCGAGCGCGCGGUGCAGGAGCUCGGAUACUCUCAGCUGGAGGAGCUGGACGGAUCCCGCCUCUUCAUAACUGCUACCGUGGAGGAAACGGCGGGUUCACAGUCUGAAGAGAGCGAAAACUCCAACGUCAAAUACGUCAUCUCCCCGUACACCCUAAAACUUAUCGGGACCCCCCUGUAUGUGAAGCCCACCCUGCCCUACUACGUGAAGGUUCAGGUGAAGGACACGUUGGACAAUGUGGUGUCUAGAAUCCGGCUGACGAUAACCGGAGAGAUGGUCCUAGAUGGCGGAGGGGUCAGCCCGCUAGACAACCAGCACUCUCUGACCCAGCAGACUGACAGUCAAGGAAUCGCCGUGUUUGUGGUGAACAUCCCGACAGACGUCACCGCCCUGGACUUUAAGAUCACUACAGUCGAUAACAACCUGCAGGAGGAGAACCAGGCGAGCGCCACCCACACAGCAACUUCCUACAAGUCACUGACCAAAAGCUACUUGUACAUUAACUGGGCCCGAGAGAGCGAAAUCCUGCAGGUCGGAGACUUUCUCAACAUCCAGGUGGUGCCCAGCAGUCCGUACCUGGCCAAACUAACCCAUUAUAGUUACCUGGUCAUCUCUAAGGGGAAGAUUGUGAAGUUUGAUACAGUGCAAAGAGUCCAUGAGUCCACAUCCCAGAAUCUGAACAUCCAGGUCACGGCUGCCAUGGUGCCCUCUAUCCGCCUCCUGGUGUAUUACAUCAUCACUGGAGACACCACUGCCGAGAUCGUGGCCGAUUCCAUCUGGGUGGACGUCAAAGAGAAAUGUGUCAAUAACCAGAAGGUUCAGUUGUCGACCCCUCAAGGAGAUUUUAAGCCCAAGGCCUCGGUGCCGCUGACGGUUCUGGCUCAGAGCGGCUCCAUUGUCGCCUUGUCUGCUGUGGACGUCUCUGUCUAUGAUGUCACCAAGAAGAAGCA